ACAGAAUAUCAAGAGUGGGUCGAGGAAUUCUACGAGUACGAAAUUUGGUGAACCAUCUUCUCAUACGGACAUUUCUUCUAGAAAGAAUUCUUAUACUACGACUUUAAUUGAAUACGACAUAGAUGAAACUUUAGAAAUCAAGGAUGAAAUCAUAAAAAUUCCAGAAACAAUUGCAGGACAGAAUCAUUAUAAAACAUGUGGGCCAAUACUGAGUGCUGCAGAUAUGAGGGACGAUGAUAUUUUGGCUACUAAGUACAAGCCGCGUUCCGCAAAGAAGCAGGAAAUUCAAAAAUUAAAACAGGAAAGUAAAUACACAUGCGAAAAGUGUGCGCGAUGCUACACCCAGGAAGAAAGUUUGACUCGUCACAAAAAACUUGAAUGCAAUGUCGUGCCAUUGUUUAAAUGUGAAUUUUGCGAAAAACUGUUUGAACGGAAAAUUUAUUUGAAUGUCCACGUUGUUCUUGUACAUACUAAACCUCACAUGCAGACAUCGAUAUCGAAGCAUAAUUGCGGCAAAUGUUCUCGAAGUUAUCGUUCGUUAAGUGCCUUGUAUCGACAUUAACGUUCAGAGCACGCAGCAGUCAAACCCGAAUUUAAUUGUGAAUUUUGCGAAUAUAAAUCAAAUAGCAAGAGUCAAUUAUUAGUACAUGUUGCCUCGCGGCACUCACAGGUAUCGAAAGCAAGGUUUAAUUGCGACGAAUGCUCUCGAAGUUAUGUUUUUUAUGUGGUUUAAAAAGACAUAAAAGUGUGGAACAUGCGACCAUUAAAGCCGAAUUUUUAUGCGAUUUGUCUGGAUUAAAAUUGGUUAGCAAAAAUACAUUAAAAAAACAUAUUAUAACGCAUUCAAGGACGCCGUCAAAAAAGAGACAUACUUGCAACAAAUGUUCGCGAAGUUAUAUUUGGCUAAGUGCCUUACGUCGACAUAAACGUUUGGAACACUCAGCAGUCAAACCACAAUUUAUUUGCGAUUUUUGUGGGUAUCAAACAAAUAAGAAAGAACAAGUGUCAAGGCAUAUUACUGCACGCCAUCUAAAAAACCAAUAAACUACGCGCAAUAUUAAUCUUGAGGAAGUUUCUAAUAUCAUUUUUAAAAAAACUCUUUUUUGCGUUACAUGAAAUUCGUUGAAGAUUACGAAAUAGUAAAUUUACUCUCCUUCGAUACUGAUGUAAACUACUUUUCUUAAAUCCGCAAUUUGUUGUUAUUGUUCGUGUAAAUUUGGUAAAAAUAAGUAUGAGAAGGAAUGGACUUUUUAACAGUGUUUUUUCUCGUCUACUAGCCAGUGUUACCACUAAAUCAUCAAAUGAAGAGACUAUUUUAGUAUUUUAUUUUUAAAUGCAUGCAAAAUAUAGUGCAGGAUCCAUUUGUAACAGAAACAGAAUUCUCGAAAUAUAAGUUUGAAUGCAAGAACUAAGUGUAAAGUAAA
This is a messenger RNA of Belonocnema kinseyi, 1424 nucleotides long. Its product is annotated as putative zinc finger protein 730. Lineage: Eukaryota; Metazoa; Arthropoda; Insecta; Hymenoptera; Cynipidae. The record is from RefSeq and is a predicted model, not a curated record. Bases 224 to 562 code for a protein of 112 amino acids. The transcript has 2 exons.